AUGACACUCGAAAACCCCACGAACACCGACCGCCCAACACCAACCAUCACCCCAGAAUCCGCAAGCCUCCACCUAGGCAGCUCAAUCUUCAUCAACGCCCCCUCAACCCGCUCCCUAACCGACACAUCAACAUGGCCAAGCUGGAACUCCUUCGUACCACGCGUAACAAUCCGCUCACAACCCGACACCCCGACAUCCACAUCCGCUGAUACCGACCCCAACACCUCCACCACCGCACCCGCACCACUCUCCCCAAUCCUCCAAAAAGGCACAAAAGUAACCUUCCAUGUCCGGAUGGAUCCAAACUCAACAAAACCCCAACCCGCAACAGACGCCGGCCUAAUCGUAACCGAGUACGAGGCGCCGAAUGCAGAGACCGGGACUGCGGGGCGAAUUGUUUGGGCCUCGGACUUCGAGGCGGCUGGGACGAUGCCGCCUUCGCUUUUGACUGCGGAGCGGGUUCAUGAGAUUAAGGAUGUAAAGGCCGAGGAGGGUGGGGUGAGUGGGACGGAGGUUAGGAAUUGGGAGUUGCAGGUUGGGUGGUUGGUUUAUGUUGUUAAGUGGAUGUAUGGGGCGCAGUUGAGGGUUAAUUUUGAUCUUUGGGUUAAUGAUUUGAAGGGGUUUGUUGAGGGGAAUGGGGGUGGACAUGAGUAG
Messenger RNA from Penicillium cosmopolitanum, 654 nucleotides. Its product is annotated as SRPBCC domain-containing protein. The transcript has 2 exons. Bases 1 to 654 code for a protein of 217 amino acids. Lineage: Eukaryota; Fungi; Ascomycota; Eurotiomycetes; Eurotiales; Aspergillaceae. The record is from RefSeq and is a predicted model, not a curated record.